AUGUCAUCGCCACCGGGUGGUCAAAACGACCUACCAAGCUCUACUUUUGGCGAUGAGAACAAUCGAGUCUUUCAGGACAGUCACGAUGGGCUGAACAUUCCAUCGUCUGUACCGCCUGCCCAUCAAUCAUCUCCUCCUUUUUCAUCGAUUGAAGGGGCAUAUGGAGAUGAUACCGGUUCUGGUGGUCAUUCUGGUGCUACACCUGUGUUUCCCAGCUCAUCCAUGGGAAACAUCAAUCGUCAAGCUCAACAGAACCAGGCCUACAGUAGCGAGAGCUUUGCAAGGGAACAAAACGAUAACGGGGGUGAAUUUGAAGACGUCAACUUGCCUUUAGGAGGCGUGAGAACAAGAAAUCUUAACACUAUCAAAAAAGUCGACGAUGUAACCGGUGAAAAAGUUCGUGAGGCGUUCGAAUAUUUCCUGGAAGAUUUCACUUUCGAACCCUCUGAGGACAAUGACCAGCAGGGGCCGGUGAAAGCGUACCGGUCGCAGAUACAGUUUAUGAAGAUUUACGAUCUCAGCACCAUAUACAUCGAUUAUCAGCAUUUAUCGACACGAGAAAAUGGUGUGCUGGCUGCAGCUAUUGCCGAACAAUAUUACCGUUUUUUGCCCUUUUUACAAAGAGGUUUGCGGCGAGUAAUUCGUAAAUAUGCACCGGAACUACUUUUAACAUCUGAUUCGGUCGUCAAUUCUCAAAACUCAGAAAAUCUGAACACCCAGACAGAUACAGGUUUCAAUUCUUUGUCCCAAGGAAGCCAGGCUACUGGUGUGACAGGUGCUGGGACGGGGAAUCCGAGCUCCGGUUUUGCCACAGGUGGAUCCACCACAAGUUCACCAGAACAGACAGAACGCGUUUUCCAGAUAAGCUUUUUCAACUUACCAACAGUUCAUCGUAUUCGUGACAUAAGAGCUGAAAAAAUCGGUUCUUUAAUGUCGAUUUCUGGAACGGUUACCAGAACAUCAGAAGUUCGGCCCGAGCUUUUUAAGGCUAGUUUCUCUUGUGAGAUGUGCCGUGCGGUUGUUGACAAUGUUGAACAGGUUUUCAAAUACACAGAGCCUACUUAUUGCCCUAAUCCCUCUUGUGAAAAUCAGGCGUUUUGGUCCCUCACGGUGGGUAGAUCCAAAUUUUUGAACUGGCAAAAGGUAAGAAUUCAAGAGAAUGCAAAUGAAAUUCCCACAGGUUCGAUGCCCCGGACGAUGGACGUGAUUUUACGGGGCGAUUGCGUGGAAAGGGCAAAACCAGGAGAUAGGUGCAAAUUUACCGGUACAGAGAUAGUUGUACCCGACAUUACCCAGCUUGGACUACCGGGAGUUAAGCCAAGUGGGUCAAUGGAUAAUAGAGGAAUGUCCAGAAGUUCUGAUGGUCUCAACACAGGUGUUAGUGGAUUAAAGAGCUUGGGAGUACGGGAUUUGACGUAUAAGAUCAAUUUCUUGGCUUGUCACGUCAUAUCGACUGGACAACAUAGUGGCAGCGGUGGGUCAAAAGAUCAAGAGGAUAAUGUAGACUUGCUUAACAUGCAAAAUGGUAAUUUUGACAAUGAUGGCGAAAGAGAUCAGGAGAUAUUUUUGAAUAGUUUGGAUUCACAAGAAAUUAACGAGCUUAAAGAAAUGGUUAAAGACGAACAAAUCUACGACAAGUUAGUGAGGUCAAUUGCACCAGCUGUUUUUGGCCAUACGACCGUUAAAAAGGGUAUAUUACUUCAAAUGUUGGGCGGUGUUCACAAGACCACGGUCGAAGGAAUUAACCUGAGAGGUGACAUCAACAUUUGCAUUGUCGGGGACCCAUCGACAUCCAAAUCUCAGUUUUUGAAGUACGUUUGUGGAUUCGCCCCGAGAGCAGUAUACACGUCUGGAAAAGCUUCGUCUGCUGCAGGUUUGACAGCAGCAGUAGUCAAGGACGAAGAGGCUGGGGACUUCACCAUCGAAGCAGGUGCCCUAAUGCUGGCGGACAAUGGAAUUUGUGCUAUCGACGAGUUUGAUAAAAUGGAUCUGUCCGAUCAAGUUGCCAUUCACGAGGCGAUGGAACAGCAGACAAUCUCGAUUGCAAAGGCUGGUAUUCAUGCCACUUUAAACGCGCGGACGUCAAUUCUUGCUGCUGCAAACCCCGUAGGCGGACGCUACAACAGAAAGCUGACCUUGAGAGGUAACCUUAACAUGACGGCCCCUAUUAUGUCGCGUUUUGACCUGUUUUUCGUGGUGCUGGACGAUUGCAACGAAAAGAUCGACACAGAACUUGCUGCGCACAUUGUUGACUUGCACAUGAAAAGAGACGAGGCAAUCGAUCCUCCAUUUACCCCAGAACAAUUGAGACGGUAUAUCAAAUAUGCCAGAACGUUCAAGCCCGUGCUUAACGAAGAGGCACGGACGUACCUAGUGAACAAAUACAAAGAGUUGCGUAAGGACGACGCUCAAGGGUUCAGCAAGUCAAGCUAUAGAAUCACCGUAAGACAACUGGAGAGUAUGAUACGACUUUCAGAGGCAAUCGCACGCGCCAAUUGCGUUGAUGAGAUCACCCCGAUGUUCGUUGCGGAGGCUUUUGACCUGCUGCGACAGAGUAUCAUUCGAGUCGACGUCGAAGACGUCGACGUCACGGGCGAGUCCGACGACGACGAUGACGACAACAUCAACAACAACGAUAGUCAUGGUCCCAACGUUGGACCUACACAGGCCGCUGCUAGCCACACAACAGGCAAUUCUUCGCCUUCACCGCACGGCGAUGCUCCUGCUGACAAGCCCAAGGACAAGACCACCAUUUCCUACGACAGAUACGCCGCAAUGAUCAACCUCAUCGUGCAGAAAGUAGCUCAAGAGGACCGCGACGGCGGUGUAGAGCUGACGGCCACCGCUAUCGUUGAUUGGUAUCUCUUGCAACGUGAAAAUGAGCUCAACAGCGAGGCAGAGUAUUGGCAAGAACGCAAACUGGCCUUCAAAGUGAUCAAAAGACUCGUGAAAGACAAGAUUCUCAUGCAAGUUCACGGCAACAUGUUAGAGCUAGCAGAGCACGAAUCUGCGCAUCCUACGUCCGAAAAGAUCGUCUACGUCAUCCAUCCAAAUUGUGCCGUUCUCGACAGUAUUGUUGGAUCAUCUACCGAAAGAAAUGCUUGA
Messenger RNA from Lachancea lanzarotensis, 3105 nucleotides. RefSeq names its product LALA0S06e06964g1_1 (gene MCM6). The record is from RefSeq and is a predicted model, not a curated record. Lineage: Eukaryota; Fungi; Ascomycota; Saccharomycetes; Saccharomycetales; Saccharomycetaceae. The transcript has a single exon. Gene Ontology annotation, cellular component: MCM complex; nucleus. Gene Ontology annotation, biological process: double-strand break repair via break-induced replication; mitotic DNA replication; DNA replication initiation. Gene Ontology annotation, molecular function: single-stranded DNA binding; single-stranded 3'-5' DNA helicase activity; ATP binding. The coding region runs from base 1 to 3105 and encodes 1034 amino acids.